AUGGCUGAAUUUACUUUGAAUAUAAGUACUUGUAGCAAAACAGGUUAUUCUCCUUUUUAUUUAACCAAUACUAGAGAACCAGUAUUGCCGGUUAGUUUAUUAGCUAGUAUGAAACAAUAUGUUUUAAUUGAAAAAAUGCCGACUAUGGAACAUUUUGUAAGUCAAAUGAAAGAAAUUUAUGAAUAUUUGCAUGAAAUGUGA
Messenger RNA from Strongyloides ratti, 201 nucleotides. RefSeq lists its product as hypothetical. NCBI's taxonomy places the organism in Eukaryota, Metazoa, Nematoda, Chromadorea, Rhabditida, Strongyloididae. The transcript has a single exon. Bases 1 to 201 code for a protein of 66 amino acids. The record is from RefSeq and is a predicted model, not a curated record.